AUGGCAUCGUUGAGAAACCGAUGCUGCAUCCUAGUGACUCUGAUCUUCCUUUUGGGAGCUUGGACUUGCCAAGCCGCGGGUCGCACCCUCCAGCAAGACGAUCCCAUGUACGAGAUGCACGAGCAAUGGAUGGCCCGUUACGGGCGUGUGUGCACGGACAUGGACGAGAGGCAAAGCCGUUUCCAGAUAUUCAAGGCAAACACACGACUGAUUGAGUCGUUUAAUCGGGGAAGUGGCAAGCCUUACAAGCUAAGCGUCAAUCAGUUUGCCGACCUCACGAAUGAAGAAUUCAAGGCGAGGAACCGAUUCAAGUCACACGUGUGCUCCGCCGAGGCCGCGUCUUUCAAGUACGGAAAUGGCACCGCGGUGCCUUCCAGCAUGGAUUGGAGAAAGAAAGGAGCCGUGACCCCUGUUAAGAACCAAGGCCAAUGUGGAUGUUGUUGGGCUUUUUCAGCCGUGGCAGCGGUGGAAGGAGUCCAUGAAAUAACCACAGGUAAGUUGAUUUCCCUUUCCGAGCAAGAAUUGGUCGACUGCGACGUCCGCAGCUAGGACCAAGGAUGCGAAGGCGGUUGGAUGGAUAGCGCGUUCCAAUUCGUCGAGAAGCACGGCCUCACUACUGAGAUGAAUUACCCCUACACAGGCACGGACGGUAAGUGCAAUGCAAAACGGGAAUCCAACCGUGCCGUGACCAUAAAGGGAUACGAAGACGUUCCUGCCAAUAGCGAGGAGGCGUUGCUGAAAGCUGUCGCUAACCAGCCGGUUUCUGUGGCCAUCGAUGCCGGAGGAUUUGAGUUCCAAUUCUACUCCAGCGGCGUGUUCACCGGAGCCUGUGGGACAGAUUUGGACCAUGGUGUCACCGCCGUCGGGUACGGGACCAGCGACAACAGUACCAAGUAUUGGUUGGUGAAGAACUCGUGGGGCGCGGAAUGGGGGGAGGAAGGGUACAUAAGGAUGCAGAGAGAUGUUACCGCCAAGGAAGGCCUCUGCGGCAUAGCAAUGAAGGCAUCUUAUCCUACUGCAUGA
Molecule: messenger RNA, 1023 nt
Organism: Eucalyptus grandis
Lineage: Eukaryota; Viridiplantae; Streptophyta; Magnoliopsida; Myrtales; Myrtaceae
Product: senescence-specific cysteine protease SAG39
Exons: 2
Cellular component (GO): lysosome
Molecular function (GO): cysteine-type endopeptidase activity
Source: RefSeq, a predicted model, not a curated record